Molecule: messenger RNA, 909 nt
Organism: Aaosphaeria arxii CBS 175.79
Lineage: Eukaryota; Fungi; Ascomycota; Dothideomycetes; Pleosporales
Exons: 1
Coding region: 8-844 (278 amino acids)
Biological process (GO): protein phosphorylation
Molecular function (GO): protein kinase activity; ATP binding
Source: RefSeq, a predicted model, not a curated record
GUGCUCCAUGGUCAAGUCACUCGUCGAUUGCCGCACCAUUCAGUUCUCUAAGCUACGCGAGCUUGACAGAUUGGGGCCUGCUGUCGACUUGAGAUUAUACCAAGACGAAGAGGGACAGCAGAGAAAAGUGGUAUUCAAAAUUUAUGCCACUUACAAACCCAGACCAAUAUCGAUGUUUUGGCCUGAACUACACCUAUUCCACAGACUGCCGCCCCACCCCAACCUGCUUGCUCUGGAUCGAGUUGUCUUAGAGGAUAUCGAGUCUCGGGUGAUAGGGUUUACUACAAGAUAUAUUUCUGGCGGAACUCUCGACAAUAUGGCUAUAGUCUUCCGACUAGAAUGGCUAAAACAGCUCCUUCAAGUGGUCGAUUUCUUGAAUCUGGAGUUGGGUGUUAUGCAUCAAGACACCGCACCCCGAAAUAUCCUCCUCAACACCGAAACAGACAAGAUCCUGCUAUACGAUAUCAACUAUUCUGCGAGCAAGAAGGAUGACCAGCUUGUGGAUCAAGACGAUGUGGCGGGCGUUACUUUUACAUUACAUGAACUCAUCCCUGGCGACCAAAGCUUCACUGCUGGUCACCAACGCAGGAAUGGAAUCAAUAUGGUGCGCGAUAUGCCAAAUUGGAUUCCCAAGCGUGAGCUGAAUGCAGAAGUGUCAGAAUUUCGGCGCGUUCUGAACGACUGGACUAUGAAACGAACAGCUGAUGGAAAUAUGAUGGAGCGAUAUUUGAAUGCAACAUCACCAAUAUUAAUACCCGAAAUGCCGACCCCACCUGAUUAUGAAAUACCAAUUUCCUACGGAGCGACUGCAAAUGGAGAACCGGUAUGGGAUACAGGGCCUUGAAAAGAAGUGAUGCCCUUAGCCUAGGUCGAUAUUGCUUCUCUUGGACUCGGCCUCCCCAGUGUCGG